AUGGCGAUAGAGAUCCUCAGAAAACUUCCGAUUAGAAGCAUUAUGAGGUGCAAGUGCGUUUGCAAAUCAUGGCGUAAUCACUUUAAGAGGUCCUACACUCCGGAACCCUGCCUCGCUGUCGUUAACCGAGACAAGCUUUUCCCGGUGUGCGAUGAGGAGUACGAGCCACUUUUCGGGUUCAACUUGCCUCCUUUCUAUCAUGCCCAUAAUCGCGUUGUAAUUGAUUCAGCUAAUGGUUUGAUUUUCCUGAGAGAUGGAUGCGCUAAUACUUUAUUCAUAUGCAAUCCAUUGACUCGUGAAUAUGCCGAGCUUCCUCAUCUGCCUUCGCGUACACACAGUUGCACUUUUGGAUUUGGAGUGAGCAAAUUAACCGGGCAAUAUAAGAUUGAGGAGAAGGGUUGUGGAGAAGCAUCGCAGCGACACCACCACAUGAAAGGUUUGUUUGGAUAUGAUUUCGAGGAAAAUUUCCGUAGUUGUUGUUUUCUCAACCUUAGAGCACCGGGUGAUUAUGCCGUAUUUUUCAAUGGAAAUCUUCAUUGGUUGGAAUUUGAUUCGGAGAACAAUCUCUUUGUUAGUUGCUUCGACCUUGAGGCCGAGCUAUUUACCAAAUUUUCUCUUCCGGAUUAUGAUGGCAGCAAACAUGACCAUUAUCAGCUGUGUUAUGGAGAGUCGGCUAUGUUUUUGCGAUAUCAUAUGGAAUAA
Molecule: messenger RNA, 702 nt
Organism: Salvia splendens (bonfire salvia)
Lineage: Eukaryota; Viridiplantae; Streptophyta; Magnoliopsida; Lamiales; Lamiaceae
Product: F-box protein At5g49610-like
Exons: 2
Coding region: 1-702 (233 amino acids)
Molecular function (GO): protein binding
Source: RefSeq, a predicted model, not a curated record